AUGAGAUUGAUCGCUGGUUGCUCGGACAACGGGUCUUUGAAGGAAGUUAUCUGCGAUGCGGGCACUGACACGUCAAAGAAAACUGCUUUGCAACCCUUGAGCGUAAAAAGCUCUUUGCUACAAGGCUUGAAGUGUUCCAUUGAUAGAAUAUGUGUGAUUUCUAGUAGGCGGAUGAUUUUGGGAAGGAAUAAUGGCGUUUUAGAGUUGGUGAGCAUAGAAAGGACAAAGCAUAUUGACGGCGAACAGGAAAAUGCAGAGCAUGGAAGUAAGGAGGGCACAACCGGUGCGUUUGAAAUAUCCAAAUUUGAAGUUAUUGACUCGAUAGCGGGAAUGCUUGAUAAUUCACGGCUAGCGCCCUUUUACGAAAAGUCAAAGAAGAGAGUGAGACUGAGCGACGGAUUUGUUAGUAUAUGUCCCUUGCCUGGCUCAAAUAACGAAUAUUUUGUGGCUACUAGAUCGGGACUUAUCAGCAUAAUUCAGUUAGGGGACAAUCUAAAGAAAUUAACCAAGAUCGGCACUCUGGAAGUGAAGGCUCCUCUUGAUUUUGCACAGCUGUGCGAUACAGAACCGAAUGAAGCUGGGGACUACGUGUUUGGUUACGGUGGCGAGGAGAAUCUGGUCAAGCUGGUGCGGAUGAAGAGAGAUGGGUCAUCAUUGUCGCAGUUUUGGGAAGCGAAGAAUGUCAAGAAUGAUAGAUUGGAUUUGAGAGUGCCGGUAUGGCCAAUAGGCUUGAAAUUUUUAAGUGCCUACUCUCCGUCAGAUGCAGAUCCGAGUAAACCAGAUUAUCAGUUUGUCGUAGUCACUCACUGGUCUCAUUUGGCCCACUACAGGACCCAGCAUGGAAGGAAGCCGCUUGCAUACAAAGAUCUGUUGCCCAACCGAGAACCUCUGACGGCACUGGAGCUAAUUGGAGAAGACAUUACGGAGCUAGGAAAUUUGAAGGUUGCAGAUUUCGCUAAUUUUUCCUUCGUAACCGCAGAUCUCAAGCAUAACGUUUACAAAUUUGACAUCGACGGCAAACCCAUAAUGAAAUUUGGCAAAAGCGACAUCACUGGUGCAUCUUCCUUCCUUGGAAUUUACAAACAGAAAUACUUGUUACAGGGAGGCUUGGACAGGUAUAUCCGUAUCUUUGAUUUGGCCACAGGCUCAAGACUCGUCAAGGUUUACACAGGUAGUAAAAUAAACUCUCUUGUAAUGCUCGACAGUGAAGAAAUCGGACAGAUAGACGAUAGCGGUCCGAAACUUGCGAAAAGGAAAUCAGUGGUUCAAGACGAGGAAACCCUCAUAGCCCAAGAUGAUGAGCUCUGGGAGCGUCUCGAGAAUAAUGGAGGAAGUGUAAAGAAAGUAAAAAAAGCCAGAAGAUAA
Molecule: messenger RNA, 1365 nt
Organism: Torulaspora globosa
Lineage: Eukaryota; Fungi; Ascomycota; Saccharomycetes; Saccharomycetales; Saccharomycetaceae
Gene: NSA1
Product: ribosome biosynthesis protein NSA1
Exons: 1
Coding region: 1-1365 (454 amino acids)
Biological process (GO): ribosomal large subunit biogenesis
Cellular component (GO): preribosome, large subunit precursor; nucleolus
Molecular function (GO): protein binding
Source: RefSeq, a predicted model, not a curated record